Penicillium nucicola is the source of this 4197-nucleotide messenger RNA. It is a transcript of the gene pmcA, whose product is annotated as putative P-type calcium ATPase. The record is from RefSeq and is a predicted model, not a curated record. Bases 1 to 4197 code for a protein of 1398 amino acids. The transcript is spliced from 2 exons. Gene Ontology annotation, molecular function: P-type calcium transporter activity; ATP binding; ATP hydrolysis activity. Gene Ontology annotation, biological process: intracellular calcium ion homeostasis; calcium ion transmembrane transport. NCBI's taxonomy places the organism in Eukaryota, Fungi, Ascomycota, Eurotiomycetes, Eurotiales, Aspergillaceae. Gene Ontology annotation, cellular component: membrane; intracellular membrane-bounded organelle.
AUGUCCGAUUCACUCGAUGAGCCGACUCAACAGUCGGCUCCCCUACGUCGAGAGCGCGCGCCAACCAUCACGAUCGAUACCUCGGCCGUGAACGGCCCGGAUCCCUUCCAACCCCCAGCUCAAGUCGCCGGAGCGCACCCUUCCAUCCAGACCUAUACAGAGAAUGCCCACAGCGACACAAGCGCCCUCCUAAACAACGGCGCUUCCCCAACAGAGAUGCGGUCUCCAGCCUCCCUGCGCUCAAAUGCCUCAUCGGAAGGUCGAGAUCACGAGAACCGCCCAACAUCCCCCCACAACAUCUCCUCGCCCAAGAAGGUGCCCGAGACACACUCGAACUUCCUCUCCGUGCCCGGAGCGCGGUCCCGAGGCAACUCCCUCGAGUCAGAGGACACAAGCCAGACAUCGAGCACUUACGGCGGCGAGACAUACGUGACAUCCACAUCGCAAGGCUCAAGGGCGGAACUGAUCAAGAACCACAAUGUCGAUGACGAAGACGCGCUGAACCCAGACCCCGGCCGCGAAUCGGAGUUUGAGGUCGAAGAUAACAAGUUCGCCUUCUCGCCGGGCCAAUUGAAUAAGCUGCUCAAUCCCAAGAGCUUCGGCGCUGGGCUGAGUGUGGAUGAAUCAACCUUGGACGGCUCCAUUAGCUUUGAUGCCGCUGUAUCACCUGAGCAGACGCCCAAGUCUGUAUCAUCGAACCAGUCGCCACCUGCUGCCACCGAGGGCCCGAUAGUGACGACGGGCAACGAGGAGUAUACCGAUCGACGACGCAUUUUCGGUGACAAUAAGCUGCCAGAGCGGAAAUUGAAGUCCAUUUGGGAGCUUGCUUGGAUUGCGUACAACGACAAGGUCUUGAUCUUGUUGACGAUUGCGGCUAUUAUUUCCCUUGCUGUGGGUAUCCCGCAGUCGCUUCAUCCAGCCAAACCGGGUGAGCCUGGUGUUGAAUGGGUGGAAGGUUUGGCAAUUCUGGUGGCCAUUAUUAUCGUGGUCGUUGUCGGCGCUGCCAAUGAUUGGCAAAAGGAACGGCAAUUUGCGAAACUCAACAAGAAGAAAGAAAACCGACAAGUCAAGGUCACCCGAUCUGGCAAAAUUGAAGAAGUCUCGGUCCAUGAUGUCUUGGUUGGCGAUGUGAUGCUUUUGGAACCGGGUGAUAUGGUCCCUGUGGACGGAAUCCUGAUUGAAGGCCACGACCUCAAGUGCGACGAAUCCUCAGCAACCGGCGAGUCGGACGUUCUUCGAAAGACUGCCGGCGAAGAAGUCUAUCGGACGAUCGAGCACCAUGAAGAUCUGAAGAAGAUGGAUCCUUUUAUUAUCUCCGGUGCCAAGGUGUCUGAGGGCGUUGGUACCUUUUUGGUGACAGCUACUGGAACGAACUCGACUCAUGGACGGACAAUGAUGUCCCUCCAAGAGGAGGGUGAGACCACGCCUUUGCAAACUAAGCUCAACGUGCUGGCUGAGUAUAUCGCCAAACUCGGUCUCGCCUCUGGUCUCUUGCUUUUCAUCGUUCUCUUCAUCAAAUUUCUGGUCCGACUCAAGGAUAUCGACGGUGGUGCAGACGCCAAGGGUCAAGCCUUCUUGCAGAUUUUCAUUGUCGCUGUUACUAUCGUCGUCGUCGCUGUGCCAGAGGGACUACCACUGGCUGUCACGCUUGCUCUCGCCUUUGCAACAACACGAAUGAUCAAGGACAACAAUUUGGUUCGCUUUCUCAAAGCUUGUGAAACUAUGGGCGGUGCCACCACGAUCUGUUCUGAUAAAACAGGAACUCUCACGGAAAAUAAAAUGACAGCAGUGGCUGCAACAUUGGGUACUUCGUCACGGUUUGGAAAGUACUCUGGUGUGUCCCCCGAGGACUCCUCUGAGAUUUCCGCUCAAGAAUUUGUGUCUACGCUGUCUGAUUCAGUUAAGGAUGUUUUGCUCCAGUCGAUUGUCUACAAUUCCACUGCCUUUGAAGGCGAAGUUGAAGGAGUGAAGACGUUCAUUGGUUCCAAGACCGAGACUGCUCUCUUGACUUUUGCCAGGGAUAACCUCGGAAUGGGUGUUCUCAGCGAGGCCAAAGCCAACGGCAAGAUGGUACAGAUGUAUCCAUUCGAUUCUGGACGGAAAUGCAUGGCAGUGGUGAUGCAGUUAGAGAACGGCAAAUACCGAAUGCUGGUCAAGGGCGCUGCUGAAAUCCUGAUCUCUCACUCGAGUCGCAUCGUCGGUGAUCCUACUGACACUCUGUCUGAGGCUCCACUCUCAGAGGAGAACAAGACUACCCUGGAUACCAUCAUGACCAACUACGCCUCGCGCUCUCUUCGUUGCAUUGCCCUCGUCUACCGUGACUUUGAGCAAUGGCCACCCCGUGGAGCCCCGACCUCGGAAACCGACCGCAACCAGGCCCUCUUCGAGCCUAUCUUCAAAGAUAUGGCAGUGCUGGGUAUCUAUGGUAUUCAAGAUCCUCUCCGAGCAGGCGUCGCCGAGGCCGUGCACACAUGCCAGCGGGCUGGUGUAUUUGUCCGCAUGGUCACUGGUGACAAUAUUAUGACAGCCAAGGCUAUUGCCAAGGAGUGUGGUAUCUACACACCUGGUGGUAUCGCCAUUGAAGGCCCCAAGUUCCGUAAGCUGAGCACUCGCCAAAUGAAUCAGAUCAUUCCCAGACUCCAGGUCAUUGCCCGGUCCAGUCCAGAAGACAAGAAGAUCUUGGUCAACCAGCUCAAGAAGCUUGGUGAGACUGUCGCUGUCACUGGUGAUGGUACCAACGAUGCUCAGGCUCUUAAGACUGCUGAUGUCGGCUUUGCUAUGGGUAUCACUGGUACCGAGGUUGCCAAGGAGGCGUCUGAUAUUAUUCUUAUGGAUGACAACUUUGCUUCUAUCGUCAAGGCCAUGGCUUGGGGUCGUACUGUUAGCGAUGCUGUCAAGAAGUUCCUGCAAUUCCAGAUCACUGUCAACAUCACUGCCGUUAUCCUUACCUUCGUCUCUGCUGUUGCUAGCGAUGAAGAGGAUUCCGUGCUCAGUGCAGUCCAGUUGCUGUGGGUCAACUUGAUUAUGGAUACCUUUGCUGCUCUUGCUUUGGCCACAGAUCCUCCGACACCGACUGUUCUCGACCGCAGACCUGAAUCGAAAUCAGACCCGCUCAUUACUUUGACCAUGUGGAAGAUGAUCAUCGGACAGUCCAUCUACCAACUAGUUGUGACUUUCGUUCUCAACUUUGCUGGAAACAAGAUUUUCUCGUGGGAUGAGGACCACAUGCAGACUGUGGUCUUCAACACCUUCGUCUUCAUGCAGAUUUUCAACCAGUACAACUCCCGUCGCAUCGACAACAAACUCAAUAUCAUGGAGCGUAUUUGGAAGAACAGCUGGUUCAUCGGUAUCCAAAUCAUCAUCAUCGGAGGACAGGUCCUAAUCAUCUUCAUUGGUGGCGCCGCUUUCUCUGUCAAGCGACUUGACCAAGGCUCCCAGUGGGCUGUCAGUCUCGUCCUUGGCGCAAUCUCUCUCCCCAUCGCCGUGAUCAUCCGUCUGAUCCCAGACGAAUUCAUCAGCGGACUCAUCCCCAAUUUCUGGUCUCGCGACAAGGGCCCCGAGUUAGUCGUCUCCGACGAAGACCGCCAAUACGAAUGGAACCCAGCACUGGAAGAAAUCAGGGACCAGCUCGCAUUUAUCAAGCGCGUCCGUGGUGGUCGUCUUCGCCACAUCCGCCACAAGCUGCAACACCCACAGGAACUCCUUCCCCGAUCCCGCAGUGGCUCCCGUUCCAGAGACUCUUCCCCGUCUCCCCCAACACCAAAUGGUGACAACGACCAUGACAUCCCAACGCCGCAACCUUUGACCCCAGAGUCCCGCUCUAGACGCAACACCCGCUCUCGCUCAAACUCGACCUUCGGCCCUGCCGCUGCAAUGGCCGGUAUCGUCGCUGGCAGUAUUGCGGGCUGGUCUCCCAUCGAGCGUGGACAUGGCGAGGCUGACUCUAUCAUGUUCCCAACUACGGGUGGUCCCCACGGUGGUUUGGACAGAGAACCUGGCAUCGAAGUGCAUCCCGAUACUGAUGCCAAUGACCAACUCUUGAACGAGUACUCUGCUACGUCCAAAAUCCCGCCCAGUCAGAACCCGGAUCUUACUCCGUUCUUCGAACAUGCGCCGCCGGAGCGUGCUCCUUCAAGCCGUGGCCGUCGCUCGCUGUCUCAGCGGUCGAGAUCUAGUCACAGCCAGUCGCAGGUUUAA